CGCGGCCAAGGACAAGGUGCGCAAAUGCAGGGACUCGUGGGCCGCUUCGCGCGAACAGUGACGGCCGUGCGACGCGGUCGUCUCGUCAGGUGGUACAGUGGAGGCGGUGACGACGGCGUGGAGGACGUUCAGGCCAGAGAGCUGAUCGACAGACAGCUGAAACUGGCGCCGGCCGGUGGGCAUCAGGUGCUGAUCGUCCAGCCGUACAUAAAGUGGGGCCCCAAAAAGGACAGGAGUACGAAACCGGACGUCAAGUUGGACGAGAGUCGGUCACUGGUGCGCACCCUGGACGAAUGGUCGGUGACGGACACGUUAUUGGUCGGCCUCACGUCGUACCGGAAGCACACGUUUUUCGGUCCCGGCAACGUGGACGCGAUCGCUCUCCGGGUGGCUCGCGACCGCCGCAUCACGGCCGUGUUCGUUAGUGUCAAUGUGCUGAAGCCGAUUCAACACCAGCACCUGGAACACCGUUUCGGCGUGCCUGUUUAUGACCGAUACCUGAUGGUGGUGCAGAUUUUCCGCAGGCAUGCCGUUACUAGGGAGGCCAAGCUGCAGGUGGCCCUGGCCGAGCUGCCGUACAUCUGGUCGCGGAUACGCGGUACCCAGGACGGGUACACAGAGCGGCUGGGCACUGAGGCUGGCCAGAUAGCCCUCAGUGGCAAGCUGAUGUACGACGACAAGAAGGACUUGCUCAAGGCAUACGAGAAGAAGCUCAAAAAGUUGGUAGACAAGCUGAGGAGCCACCGACAACAUCUGCGCUACAAUAGGUCCAACAAGGACUUGCCCGUCGUCGCCAUAGUUGGAUAUACCAAUGCUGGCAAAACGUCACUGGUCAGAGCGUUAACAGGUGAUGCGGGUCUAGUUCCUAAGGACUGCUUAUUUGCUACACUAGACGUAACCGUUCACGGUGGUGUGUUGCCUUGCAACAUGACUGUAUUGUAUAUAGACACCAUAGGUUUCAUAUCGGAUAUACCUACUAGACUCAUUGAACCGUUUGUCGCCACAUUGGAAGAUGCUAUGUUUGCAGAUGUCAUUGUUCAUGUACGGGACAUGUCUCACCCCGAUGUUGUGGCACAAAAGGCUCAUGUAGAGGAGACACUUAAGACCUUAAGUAUCAAUCCAGACUUGUUGAACAAUGUGAUUGAUGUCGGCAACAAAGUUGAUCGUUUAGAGAAUAUUGAGAAUGAUGGAAGUUCGGUAUUAAUAUCUUGUACUACUGGAAAAGGUUUAGACGAGCUCAAAAAAAAAAUAGAAAGACAAAUAAUUAAAACUACUGGUAGACGAAUUAUUAAAAUACGAGUACGCACUGGCCGUGAUGAAUAUGAAUGGUUAAGGACACACACAGCUAUUGUUAAUAUUGAUACAGAUGGUGAUUAUUCUGUAAUGGAGGUUAUUGUUACCCAAUCUGAUUUAGAUGUGUUUAAAAGUUUGUUUAUACGUAAAAAUAUAAACAAUUAAUUGUAUUGUAGAAAAUGUUUUUUAUUA
This is a messenger RNA of Melanaphis sacchari, 1485 nucleotides long. RefSeq names its product putative GTP-binding protein 6. Gene Ontology annotation, molecular function: ribosome binding; GTP binding. Gene Ontology annotation, cellular component: cytoplasm. Lineage: Eukaryota; Metazoa; Arthropoda; Insecta; Hemiptera; Aphididae. The record is from RefSeq and is a predicted model, not a curated record. The transcript has a single exon. Bases 25 to 1458 code for a protein of 477 amino acids.